UCUGGAAACCCUGCUUGGCUAAACCCUUCCUGGGCGCCCGGAACACCGGCCGCGGAGGUAGUGAAACGGCAGGAACUUUAACACCCCGCAGUGGCGCCCAGCCAGCAUAAUUUUUGGCCCGAGCCACUUCUCGUACUCAGGAAACUUUGUCCCUCACAGACAGCCAGGUCUGGAGGUCGGCCCGCGGGAGGGACACGCCGCCCAUGCUCUCUGCCGCCAGAAGGGCUCUCCAGCUCCUCUCCAGCCCCAUCCCGGCAACGAGGAUGGGCGACUCUGCUUCGAAGGUCAUCAGCGCGCAGGAAGCCUCCAAACACCAUGUCAGUGGCAACAGAACGGUUGAACCUUUCCCAGAGGGAACACAGAUGGCUGUAUUUGGAAUGGGCUGCUUCUGGGGGGCUGAGCGCAAGUUCUGGCUCUUGAAAGGAGUGUAUUCAACCCAAGUGGGCUUUGCAGGAGGCUACACACGCAAUCCCACCUACAAAGAAGUCUGCUCAGAAAAAACCGGCCAUGCAGAAGUCGUCCGGGUUGUGUACCAGCCAGAGCACAUCAGCUUUGAGGAACUGCUCAAGGUCUUCUGGGAGAAUCACGACCCGACCCAAGGGAUGCGCCAAGGCAAUGACUAUGGCACCCAGUACCGAUCGGCAGUCUAUCCCACCUCCAAAGCACAGAUGGAAACAGCCCUGAGAUCCAAGGAGGAAUACCAGAAGGUUCUUACAAAGCAUGGCUUUGGCCCCAUCACCACUGAUGUCCGAGAGGGACAGGAGUUCUACUAUGCUGAAGACUACCACCAACAAUACCUGAGCAAGAAUCCGGAUGGCUACUGUGGCCUUGGAGGCACUGGGGUGUCCUGCCCAAUGGGCGUUAAAAAAUAAUUUCUCCCCAUGAUGCUGGCCCUGGAGGUUCCCGAAAACCAUGAUUGCUGGAUGGAGUGGCACCGUUGUGACUCACAUCAGUCAAUUUCAAAAGCACGCACACACCACACGGGCAUUUACAUGAUCUGUUUGUGAUUGGGGUUUGAUUUACAGGAAGUGCUAUGACAAGCUGAUGAAUUGUAAUUUGUCUUCUGAGUCCGGGUGGGGGUAGAACAUGACAUUUCAGUGGAUCAUUUGGGAUCUAAAUGGAGAUAAUGAAUGCCUUGUGUUCAUCUGCUUGGGCUCGAAGGGAUGCUAAAGGUUCUGAAGCAGGGAGAUGGUUGGGAGGGCACAGGGUACUGGGACUCCUUGGUCUGUGCAGACAUACCUCACCCACUCCCCUGCCCUCAGGUGCCUGAUUCAUUAAUGCCUGCAGGCUCCAUGAAUCAUUUGCUAAAACACUUUGUUCUGCCGACCCUAGAUGUGUGUAAGGGCUUUCUCUCCCUCCUCCAUCCCCUCUCUGUGUGGAGAAAAGACAUGAGUGACCUUAAUGAAUUCUAACAUUCUGCUUACAGCUAUGAAAAAGCUUGUUCUAAUAAAAAAUCUGUAGUUUGGUAGUAGCAA
Molecule: messenger RNA, 1475 nt
Organism: Cricetulus griseus (Chinese hamster)
Lineage: Eukaryota; Metazoa; Chordata; Mammalia; Rodentia; Cricetidae
Source: RefSeq, a predicted model, not a curated record